Messenger RNA from Micromonas commoda, 1056 nucleotides. RefSeq lists its product with no specific name. The transcript has a single exon. The coding region runs from base 1 to 1056 and encodes 351 amino acids. Gene Ontology annotation, cellular component: cytoplasm; membrane. NCBI's taxonomy places the organism in Eukaryota, Viridiplantae, Chlorophyta, Mamiellophyceae, Mamiellales, Mamiellaceae. Gene Ontology annotation, biological process: phosphatidylinositol-mediated signaling; phosphatidylinositol phosphate biosynthetic process. The record is from RefSeq and is a predicted model, not a curated record. Gene Ontology annotation, molecular function: 1-phosphatidylinositol 4-kinase activity.
AUGGCCGAGGCCAUCCACCACGAGAUCCACGCGCCGCUGGAGGCCUUGGACGCCACGGCGGCACCCCCCGCGCUGACGCCCACGAGGCCCCGGUCGGCGGAUGCGUCGCGCCCCGCGCCGCUCGAGCCCGGGUCGCCGACGACGCCGCAGAUCCCGUCGCCGUGGAAGCGAAGCGCGGGUGGCCUGGGGGAGAAGUGGUGCGACAAGGUGGAGAGGGUUCGAUCCUCGAGCCCGUACGGUACCCUGCCCGGGUGGUCGCUCAAGCCCGUCAUCAUCAAGGCUGGAGACAACUGCCGGCAGGAGCUCCUGGCCAUCCAGCUCACGCAGCAGUUUCGCCAGAUUUACCGCGAAUCCGGGCUUCCGCUCUGGAUCCGUCCCUUCGAGGUCAUCGCGCAGAGUACCACGUCGGCGUUCAUCGAGGCCGUCACCGACGCCCCGUCCAUUCACGCCAUCAAGAGCAGGGCGCCGCGGGGCACCAGCCUGAGGCAGCACUUCGAGGCCAGGUUCGGCGCGCCCGGCCAGCCGAGGUUCAGGCAGGCGCAGCGGAACUUUGUCGAGUCGCUCGCGGGAUACUCCAUCCUGACGUACAUCCUGCAGGUGAAGGACCGCCACAACGGUAACAUCCUGCUGCACGACGACGGUCACCUCAUACACAUCGACUUCAACUUCAUGCUGUCCACCUCGCCCGGGGGUAUCAACUUCGAAUCGUCCCCCUUCAAGCUCACUCGCGAGUACCUCGAGGUGAUGGACAGCGACGACACGGGCGCCGCGUCGGAGGCUUUCAACUACUACAAGGUGCUCUGCAUUCAGGGCUACCUGUCGGUGAGGAAGCACGCCGAGCGCAUCGUGCAGCUGGUGGAGAUGAUGUCCGCGUCGGGUUGCCCCUGCUUCAAGGCUGGACCUAAGGUUUUGCAGAACCUCAGGCGGCGGUUCAACAUGGAGUGCACCGAGGAGCAGUGCGUCGAGAUCAUGCUCGGUCUGAUAUCCGACUCUAUGGACGCGUGGUGCACCAGGCAGUACGAUUUCUACCAGCGCGUCCUGAACGGCAUCUUGUAG